GACGAGAAAAUCUUCCUGAGUACAAUGGGAAGGUAAUGGGUGUAGAGAGCAGACGGAGGCCCAUUUUGACAGACACUUGUUGCUUAUCCUGGCCAGCCUGAGAAAGCAGUCUUCUGUUCUGUUGAAGAUGCAGUGUGGUUUGAUCUUCGCCUUUGCCCUUCUGUUCCGCUUCAUGUCAUGUGGAGAUGCCGCUUGGAUCCAUGAAAAGGAAGCAGGCUCCCUAGACUGGCACUAUGCCAGGCUCGGAGCACCUACAGUCAUCCUGGCCUGCCCGAUCCCCGAAGGAGUGUCUGAGGUGGAAUGGAAGGUGAAUGGCACAUCAAGAGGUGUUUUGGCCAGAGGGAACAGCGACCUGGUUGUGCGGAACGCCAGCCUGGACCAGGAGGGGACGUACAGCUGCCACAAAGCCACCACUGGGGAGACCCUGCACAGGGUCCACCUGAAGCUGGGCUACCCUCCCGAGAAACUUUCCAUCCAGUGCCGCUCUGUCAGUUACUCAUCCAUCAAUUGCUCCUGGGCUUUGGGAACAGAGCCACACUUGGGCACCUCUUUCUUCUCCACAUACAGGCACGGCAUGCAAGGAGAGGAGUUUGAAUGCGUCCAGCCUGAUUCUGGGGCCAACAGCUGCUCCAUCUCCAACGUGGAGAUGUUCUCCACCUAUCCUUACAUGCUGAACGUAACUGCGGUGAACCCUCUUGGGAUGGUAACAGACAUCGCCUAUGUCUUCCUGGACCAGAUUCUCAAGCCUGACCCCCCAGAAGACCUCAAGUUCUCCCCAAUCCCUGGGAACAGACGGAAGCUGCUUUUGGAAUGGAAGCCCCCCAGCUCCUGGAUGUACUCUGAAUAUUUCCCUCUCCGAUACUUGAUCCGUUACUCGAGGAAUGGAGUCAACAACAGCAACAUGGCCAGGCCAACAGAGCAAACCACCUUAGUGCUGACUGGGAUCCGUCCAGGAGCAACAUACACUGCGUGGGUGGCAGCCAAGGAUUCGCUUGACAUCGGCCAGUACAGCGACUGGAGUUCUCCAGCAAUGGGGACACCCUGAUUCCAGCGCAAAGGGCUUUGAGAGGGUAAGGAUGGCCUUGCUUCUGCAUACCCACCUGCCACAUUUCUGGCCAAAGCUGCUCACCUGAUCCUGCAUCACAUACAGCAAUCAGAUAUUGAUUUCCACAUGAAACUCUUUUCUUUUUUAUUCCUUUUUGUUUUGUGCAGAUAAUGUCAAGUAUCUAUCCCCUAAGGUACCAGGAAUAACUAACUUUUCCCUUUCAUGUGCCAGAUGAGUCCAUGAAAUUCUUCUCAGUAUUUCUUAUUCCCAGCAAGUGGAACUGAAGGGCAGCUUCAUCUACUCUGGGAAGCAAACUUGUCUUUAUUUUUAAUGAAAUAAAAUUCAUCCAGCCACUUUUAAGCAAA
Molecule: messenger RNA, 1410 nt
Organism: Varanus komodoensis (Komodo dragon)
Lineage: Eukaryota; Metazoa; Chordata; Lepidosauria; Squamata; Varanidae
Gene: EBI3
Product: Epstein-Barr virus induced 3
Exons: 7
Coding region: 128-1045 (305 amino acids)
Biological process (GO): cytokine-mediated signaling pathway
Cellular component (GO): membrane; external side of plasma membrane
Molecular function (GO): protein binding; cytokine receptor activity
Source: RefSeq, a predicted model, not a curated record